AAGCGGAAACUACGCGCGAUGUCAAUUAUUGCAAGUGCAGAGAGCAUCGCAGGCGUAGUUCGCGCAGCAGCAGCUUAUUAUUAUUGUGAUGAUUAUCAUAUACCCAACACUGAUAAGCUAUAUGCAGUGCCUAUGGUGACUACGGGCAGUCGCUGUCGGACUUGCCAGGGGAAAAGAGAGAGAAGCCUCUUUCCUUGCAGUGCAGUUCGCGGGUGCACUGAACCGAUCGCGUAUACUUUGCAACUGUGUGCGCGGUGUAAAAGUGCAGUGUAAAUGUAAACAUGGACGGCGUCGUCGUGGGAAUGUCGUCGUCGUCGUCAUCUUCUUCAACGAUGACGACGACGGUGGUCUGCAGAACGUCCGCGCCCGGGGAGACGACGUCCUCGUCGUCGUCGUCGUUGGACGCUCAGCUGGCUGCGGUCGCGAACUCCACGGACGGAGUUUGUCGCGUCUGCUUGGCCGACCUCGUCGAGCAACCGGCCGUUCACCAGAUCUUUCACGCCCUGGCUUACGAGAACCAGUCGUUGGCCGACAAAGCUAUGAGCUUAGCCAACGUCAAGAUGCUACCCGGCGAUGGCCUGCCCGCUCAGAUCUGCAUGGACUGCAGCAACAAGCUCGAUAUGGCUUACAAGUUCAAGAUUCAAGUGCAGCAAGCCGACGCCGUUUUGAGGGAACGAUUUUUAAAGGCCGACCUUUUCUUUGAGAACGUCAACAUGACACAUGCAACUGCUGAUCACGUAAUGACCCCUGCAAAUAUGUUCAUGAACCAAGAGACCGACCACAUGGACAACCACAUUAUCCACAACGAUUGCAAUGGCAAAAGCAGCGUAUUGCAUAAACAUACGAGUGUAGCUUAUCAAGAUGAUCAGCAGCACAUUCAAAGCAAGAAUAUCGACAUUCAGCAUCAGCAGCAGGAUCAUAAAAUUAUGCAAAUUGCGGUUUCUAACGAUAAUCACUCUUUUGAGACACAAGAGUUACAGGAUUUUAUGUUCAGUGAAAUGAACGAGCAAACAAGACUGGCUAUACACGAACAUGAUUAUGUUAUGGAGUCACAAGUUUGUGAUUUUCAACACAAGGAUUCAGACUUUAACUCACAGGUUGAGAUCAAGUUGGAACAAAAUGAAUUGUUGAACGAGACAACUGAUAAUCAAAUGGGGAUUGAUGCAAAAAUGACAGAAACUGUAUCAGAUCAAAUGUGUCAAAAUGACAGACUUAUUCAAUCUGAAGGAAAAGAAGGUUGCUUGCAAUCCAAUGAAGAAGAUUAUUAUGAAGACUUGAACCUCAGUUUACGAUUAAAAAAGUUGCAAGUGAAAAUAUCUGAUAACAUAUUUUUCAUGUGUUAUGUGUGCGAUAAACAUUUCAAAUCAAAAGAGUUACUUAAAGAACAUAUGAGUUCUCAUGAAGAAUUAAGAAAAACAUUUGAUGUAGCAAGUAAAGUUCAAGAAAUCAAUGAUCAAAACAAACCUCCUUCAAAUGGCAAAUGUCAAAAUAAAUGUCCACAUUGUGGAAAAGAAUAUUUGUACAUAAUAUCUUUUAAAAAACAUUUGAAGCAACACGAAGAGGAAGGAAAAUUUUCAGGAGCUUCAUUUGAAGAGGAUGAUGGUAUCUUGAAUUUUUCCGAGUAUCAUCAAAGUAUCAAUACAGAUUUUGAUAGCGAUACUAAUGAUAAUGAUCAGACUUUGACAAAAACACAUGGCAAAAUAGAAUGUGAGAUUUGUGGAGAUGAGCAAGAUUCAAUUGAAAGCUUAAAUGAGCACAAAUCCAAACAUGUUUUGGAAGGAUUAAUUCCAAAAGAAGAAACUAACAACGGUAUUGAGUACAUACUGCCUGAAAAUUCUGAUGAUCAAAAGUAUUUGACAGAAAAAGAUUUCUCUGCUUCAGAAAAUUGUAAUAUAAAAUGUCCCCAUUGUCCUCAAUUCUUCACACAACAGAAAUUACUGACUAAGCAUUUGGAGUCUCAUCGGUACAGCUGUAAAAUAUGUUCUCAAACCUUCUCCAGAAAAGAUACUUUGAACAAACAUCUGCAAGAACAGCACAACAUGAAAGGUUUUGGUUGUAACGAAUGUGGCAAGAUAUUUGGUAAUGAAUUAGCUCUGCGAAAUCAUUUGAUAGCCACUAAUCAUAAAACUACUGUACACGGUAAGGAGUACGAUCCGAAUAAAAGAUUAACGCGGGUUGCAGCCAAAGCCGCUCAGAAAAUUAUCAAUAAACUGACUGACGAUUUAAACCAAAAAGGUGAUGAAGAAGGAGAUGAAGAAGAAGAAGAAGAACAGGAAGAAAAGCCCAUGCAAAAUUCCAUUAAAAUAGAGGGAUCGCCUCCUAAAAAAAUUCAUCUGACUUCGAAAGUUUAUACAUGUGAUGUAUGCAAUGAUAAAUUUCCAUCAAAACAGAGUCUCGCCAAACACGCCAGUUUUCAUUCUAAGAAUGAUAAAGAAAUCGAAACGCAAGCUUCUGCAGAGCAAGAACAUUUGGAGCAACAAGAAAUUAACAAUGUGCCGAAAAGCAGAGAAAAUCUAGAUGAUGACGACGACGACGAUAACUUCACUGGCGGUGAUUGGCCGGUCGACUUACACGAAUGUCCAACAUGUAAAAAGCGCUACAGUACUAAAAAGUCAUUACUGCGACAUCAAUUACUGCACGACGAGCCAAACUUUGAAUGCGACAUUUGUAAUGUCAAGUUCUUUAGAAAGGACAAACUCAAAGCUCACUAUGACAAAUGUUCAGAAAAGAAUCCAGAUCAAGUGAGAAAAUGCAAUCUUUGUGGAGAUACUUUUGAAAGUAACGAAGCUUUAAAAAAACAUAGAGUAAAACACGUUGUUGAGGGUAUAUUGACCGAAGAAGAUUUGAGAGAUAUUGAAAACCGAACUGAAGAUAAAAAAAUUGAAAAAAUGCCAAGAAAAAGAAGAACAGAUAUUAUUGGAUUAAAGUGUCAUUUAUGUAAUAAAGAAUAUACUUCCCGCAAAGGUUUAUUACGUCAUUUGCAGGUCCAUGAGGGUAAAAAGUAUCUUUGUGACAUGUGUCCUCAAAAAUUCUCUCGUCGUGAGGACUUGAAACUACACGUAGCUAAACACAAUAUGAUCAAGCCGUACAAGUGUCCACGCUGUCCCAAGCGCUUUAUUAAAGAAGAGCAGUUGAACAAUCAUAUAACCAGACACGAUCGGCCCGCCAAAAAACCAAAAGAUGCAGGUUAUCCCAAGAGAUAUCUCUGCGAAGUUUGUUCGAAAAGUUUUACUCAAUACACUACUCUUGUCGCCCAUUUGCGAGCGCACAAUGGCAUCAAACCCUACGUUUGUCAAGUGUGUACGAGACCCUUCACUACGAAUGCGUAUCUCAAAAUGCAUAUGCGCACCCACACGCAAGAGCGACCCUACAUUUGUCAAUAUUGUUCUCGAGCCUUUGCCAGGGCUGAUACGCUGGCGAAUCACUUGACUUCUCAUACUGGAGAAGCUAAAUACCAUUGCAAUGAGUGUCCAAAACACUUUAGAAGAUUGAAGUCAUUGAAGGAGCACAUAUUUAUUCAUACUGGUCAAAGACCCUAUGCGUGUCCCACUUGCGACCGAACGUUCAACAAUAAUGGGAGCAGGUACGCUCAUAGCAAAAGAUGCAAGCAGAACCUGUUGCAAGCGUCAUCGAGCAGGCUCAUGAUUCAAUCGCAGCAACAAUCUGAACAGCAUCCAGUUCAGGAACAAGAACAGCAUCUCGAUCAGCUGCAGCAUUUACAGCAGUCAGAGCAACAGCACAUUAUCAUUGGUACAGCUUUGGAGGAGCAGACUCAGCAGAUAAUAAUUGAACAUGAUCAAGAGCAAAGACUUCAAAUAAUUAAACCGCAGAAUAUUAUAACAAUAACUAAACCUGAUGGUACUAUGAGUCAACAACACUUGGUUUCUCAGGAAGUACUUAUGCCUUUGCUACUGCCACUUUCUGUAACUUUGACUGAAGUUGACGAGGAUGCCAUUCUACCAGAAGGUUCUAAAAUUUUUACAACUUGAAGGGGUCAAAAUUUCUGUGAUUUUAAAUAAUUUAACUGC
Messenger RNA from Trichogramma pretiosum, 4028 nucleotides. Its product is annotated as zinc finger protein 845-like. The record is from RefSeq and is a predicted model, not a curated record. Bases 282 to 3989 code for a protein of 1235 amino acids. Gene Ontology annotation, biological process: regulation of transcription by RNA polymerase II. NCBI's taxonomy places the organism in Eukaryota, Metazoa, Arthropoda, Insecta, Hymenoptera, Trichogrammatidae. The transcript has 7 exons. Gene Ontology annotation, cellular component: chromosome; nucleus. Gene Ontology annotation, molecular function: zinc ion binding; chromatin insulator sequence binding.